Talaromyces rugulosus is the source of this 2568-nucleotide messenger RNA. RefSeq lists its product as uncharacterized. Lineage: Eukaryota; Fungi; Ascomycota; Eurotiomycetes; Eurotiales; Trichocomaceae. The transcript has 3 exons. The annotation marks the transcript as partial. Gene Ontology annotation, molecular function: protein binding. The record is from RefSeq and is a predicted model, not a curated record.
AUGCGCACUACCAUCUUUUCCCUCAUGGGCAUUGCCCCCACCGCUGUUCUCGGCGCAACUUAUCUUGCAACAAACACCAGCCAAUUUCUCGGCGUCACCAUUCCGGACAACGAUGGUAUUCCCAUCCUCGCCAGCAAAGACCAGGCAGCCACCAUAAAAAUAUACGGCGGCAUACUUGAAGCCGACACACACGUGAAUGGGACGGUCCACAGAUGGCAAACAACUGUUGGCCAGGCAAACGGCGCCCUUGGCUUUUCUACUGAAGACAAUGGCAUCCGUCCAACUUCUGGUUUCUCUUUUACGAAAAACGGAACGCUUGUGUUUCGCAAUGAAACGGCUAGUCAUGGAUUCCGGGUGAGGUGUCUAAUACCAGAUCGGGUUAGACAGCAAUCCCCAAAAUUAAAAGCGCGAACGCCUCGGGACCCGCACUGCAUACACUGUACACCUUCGUUCCCCGCCAUGGCAUGUCUCAACGACUUCCCAUCCGAGGUUCUGCACCAAAUAACAGGAUAUUUUGAGUAUAAAAUUGAUCUCCAUGCUCUUUCCCAGACAAGCCGUCGUUUCAGCCUGAUUGCCAAUGAAAGACUCUACAACAACUUGCGUCAGGGACGAUAUUACAGGGACGAUCUUUUCAUCUGGGCGGUAGAAAAUGGAAAGGAGGCAUGUGUACGCCGAUUUAUCCAAGCUGGAAUCCCGGUGCCUGUACCUUUAACCUCUCGAGUCGAUCAUUCGAUUUGCAUCGCCGCAGAAAAAGGGUAUGCAAACAUCGUGCGAGUACUCCUGGAGUAUGAAGUUCACCCGGAUUCUUCACACUGGAUGUUGCGGCAUCCCCUGGACAGCCCGUUGAUGAUUGCAACACGGAGAGGCCAUGAGUCGGUCGUCAAAGUUUUGAUUGAACAUGGCGUAGAUUUAGAGUAUGCCAGAGAGUCUGCCCUCGAGGAACAAAUCACACAGCCCUUGUGUAUCGCUGUGAAGAAGCGGCACGUAUCGCUUGUUCGACUGUUGCUUGACCAUGGAUGCAAUCCUCUCACUCCUGACUAUGACUAUGACGGCCCCAGAAUGGGAUGUGCGUGGGAGGCCGCUGCAGGUACUGACCUAGAAAUUCUCCGCAUAUUCAUCAACAAAGGCUUCGAGCCGGAUUUCAGUGAUCCUGCAUAUUCUUACCUGUCCAGACACCUAGAAGUGUUAUUAGAGGCACUGCAAAACGGAGAUAUUUCACUCGUCAACUUUCUCUUUACCCACGCGGCUAAGCUCGAACCCGAUGCCCUUGAUUAUAACGAUAGCUGCCGCGCGAUGCUGCUGCAUGCUUUGAAUGAAGGCCACAUAUCGAUUGUCAAGUUUCUUUUCAGUCUCGAAACUGAGUUCCAAGUUUUUCCGGAGCCCUGCGACGAUGAUUUUUCCCAUGUUUACCAGCGAGAUAUUCUGUAUGCGAUUAGCUAUGCAGCUGGCAAAUGUCCGUUGGACGCUGGAUUUCUGCUGCAUAAAGCCAACGUGAACAAAUUAAUUCAAAAUAAAAGACUGCGUCCAAUUGUCUGUCUUAUGAUUGGUGCGGCAAACGGUGGAAAUGAGGAAUUGAUGAAGCGCUUGCUGGACAUCGACUGGUCUCAAAUCGUUCAAGCUGAAGACUGGAGAAACCACCUGAGCUCCUGUUUAGUAAUAGCUGCCCGGCGUGGUUAUUACGGGCUUGCGAAGCUACUACUUGAUUAUGGGGCUGAUCCCAGGGGCGUGGCCAAAGACAAGCGAUUGCAAAGAGGCAACAUUCCUCCGAUAUUCGCUGCCGCCGAGAAAGGAUCCGUAGACAUUGUGAGGUUACUUCUCGACAGAGGAGCAGACCCCUUCCCUCAGCAGCAGUUUACAUUGUUGGAGAAAGUUUUUCGGCAAGAACAGACCUCUGGAGAGAUGGUGCGAUUACUUCUUGAAAGAGAUAUCCUUGUACCCAAGGGCGAAAAUGGCGACAGCGUUCUUGUGUAUGCUGUAAACGGAGGAGCAGGAAUAUUUCAGCUUGUCCUCCAGCAGAUUGGUGGCAAGCUUCCGAACAACUAUUACCACCGAGAAGCCUUUGAAGAAUCAGUUCGCAUGGCAGAAACAACCAUAAUGGAGAUCUUUCUAAAAGCAGGCUUUGACCCUAAUUCCAAUUGUCUCAGGAAACGAACAAGUUUGCUGGCACUGGCAGCAGAAGUAACUGAUCCCCCUGGAAUCGGCGAGCAAGCCGUUGAUCUCCUUCUAAAAUACGGCGCGGACCUGGAAUGGUGCGACCCUCACGCAAAUCGACCACUGCAUUACUGUCCAGACAAACCAGAAGCUUUCAGGCUUCUUCUGAAGAAAGGGGCCAAUCCGCUAAGCUACCGUGAUUCCUCCUGUGGUUAUACACUGUUAAACGCGACUCGGUGGGGUGCACCUUCUACCGUCAAAGAACUGCUGCAAAGCUUUGAUGCGCAGGAUAUACCUUUUGAGAAAGUGAGGCCCAUUUUCGAGGAGGUUAUCAAUGAUAAAAAGAGGCAAGGGAGAAACCCGAAGGCGACCGAAUAUUUAUGGCGUUGGUACUAUCGAAGGGUCUAUGCUUGCCAA